Penaeus indicus is the source of this 665-nucleotide messenger RNA. RefSeq names its product transcription factor SOX-1-like. The transcript has a single exon. The coding region runs from base 369 to 665 and encodes 98 amino acids. Gene Ontology annotation, molecular function: RNA polymerase II cis-regulatory region sequence-specific DNA binding; DNA-binding transcription factor activity, RNA polymerase II-specific. Lineage: Eukaryota; Metazoa; Arthropoda; Malacostraca; Decapoda; Penaeidae. Gene Ontology annotation, biological process: regulation of DNA-templated transcription; cell differentiation; anatomical structure morphogenesis. The record is from RefSeq and is a predicted model, not a curated record.
AGGAAGGAGGCGAGAGCGUUAAGAAGACGGAAGGGGGUGCGAGUGGGAGGACCUGUCCAGGGAACGGCGGCUGACCGGAGUAGGAGGGAUCGCCGCUUGCGGGGGACUGCUGACUGCCCACGUGUUUGUGCUUGGCUACUGUCAGCGACCUUAAAGAAAACGGGAGAUGACUGAGUGUCCAAGUUGGGAAGAGAGAGAAAAAGUUGCUCUAAAGAACUAGGAAAACAAUGUUGUAAGGACAGUAUUAAAGAUUCAAGAGGAACUCCCAUGGUACUUGACCCUUUCGAGACCCCGUGUGACCUCGACUGAACCUAACCCCAGUGCCCGCUGAAACCUCGUACUCAACCUCGUCCGCGACUCCAGCCAAGAUGUUCAACCUCUCCGAACUCGGGUCGUUAGAGACGUCGGCGAUGGCCUCGCCCGCGACCUCCCUGACCUCCACGACCGCCUCCAGCACGACCACGACCACCUCCAAGUCGGACGACCACGUGAAGCGGCCCAUGAACGCCUUCAUGGUGUGGUCCAGGAUCCAGAGAAGGAAGAUCGCGCUCGAGAACCCCAAGAUGCACAACUCGGAGAUCUCGAAGCGCCUCGGGUCGGAGUGGAAGCUGCUGACCGACUCCGAGAAGAGGCCGUUCAUCGACGAGGCCAAGAGAUUGAGGUAA